UCCAUUCGACUUCGCCAUCCUUCCCUGUAAGCCUAUUAAAGCAGUGGAAAACCGGGAAUCUCCCACCUGUCUGCGGUCCCCAAAGCCUACAGAAGCUAGCCGGAGCAACUCUGGCUGGAUUAUUUGCUUUAAGAGAUACCUCCCUUCUCUUCUUUAAUUUGGUGUCCUCCAAAAGAUAUUUUGACCCAAACUGCUUUAGUGCCCUGGGAUUGUAAGGUUUUGGCUUUCUGGAAAUGAUUAGCAUAAUCCUUCCUUUUUUCUUUUUUCUUAAGGGAGUCAGAUUAGACAGGCUGACCUUUCAGAUACAAUUCUGGUGAAAUUGUUUUGAAGCAGUGUUGAGUGUGUGUGUGUCAGCAAUUUUUAAAAGAAAUCAUUGGGAUUCCAUGGGUCUCUCCGAAAUCAGAUGAAUAUCCUUUUACAAGUUUGGGGGUUUAUAAUGUUUUCUGUCCCACAAUUGUAUGUCCACCUUAUUGAGCUCAAAACAAUAUAGUGGUCUCCUCACAACAGCCUGUGAAGUUGCCCUGAGAGAUAGUGACUAGCCUAAAGUCAUUAAGUGGGCUGAAAAAUCUAGAGUUUUUUCAAUCCAAGUCCAACUCUUUAAAGAUUACACCAUAAGGCAUUGGGAAAAAUUCCUCCCCCUCCACCCCACUUUUAUUCACAGCCUCCUCUGCAGCAAAGGUUAAUAGCUACUAUUUCUCUUUCAUAUGAGGAAUCUUGGAAAUGUGUUCAAAUAUUUUGAAAUCUUAAUUGGGGAAGAAAAACGUUAAUGGCAUCAACUUAGUCAUAACUGCUCUUCCUGAUGUCUUUUGAUUUCUGAAGUUGUUGAUAAAUAAGUAAUUGGGAGUUACUUGCUAUGCUUUAGGAUGAAAGAAAAGUCAAUGAAUUCUAAUGUUCUUCUAAGGCAUUACCCUUUAGCUUUGAAGAUGCAUGAAGUUUACCAGUGCUUACCAUGAACCCGUUCCUGUGUAAAGCAAGAUACCUAGGAUUCAGAGCGGGCGGAAGUCAUUCAAGGCUGGAAAGGAGUUUGCAUUGCUGAACUGAACACAUCCCUUUUCCAAUGAUUAUUUUUGGCUCGUAAGGGAAGAGAAAACAUUUUAGAAAAUCGCAGAAAAAGUCAACAAGAUGCCCAGUGAAAGAAUUCAGAGUAACUGUGGGCCAGAAGCCCAAAUUUCUGGGGAGAGCAAAAACAAGGGGCAGAGCUCUCCUUGCAGCUCCUUACACAGAGCUGUGGCUGUGGCUAUGGCUGUGACAUUCGAGGGAGAAGCCAGCACUGAAAAAAGGAAAAAGAGGAGGAAAGAGUCCAGGCCAGAAUCAAUUAUUGUUUAUCGGUCAGCGACAGAAAACAAAGUGGAAGAAGAACAAGCAGAGGAGGAUGGGAUUGAGAAAAGUUCUGAGGAAGGCUCCAAAUUUUUGGGAUACACUCUACGAGAUGGUUCAUGGGCUAUGCCUUUAGAUAGCAGGUAUGUUACUUUAACUGGAACCAUCACAAGAGGAAAGAAGAAAGGGCAGAUGGUAGACAUCCAUGUUACACUCACCGACAAAGAGCUGCAAGAACUGACUCGGUCAAAGGAGCUUCCAAAAACCGAAAUGCCUGAAAGGAAGAAGGCUUGUCAAGUUGGGAUGGAUAAAGGCCCCCAUGUUCUUCUCUGGACCCUUGCCUGCCUCCCUAUUAUUUUCAUUAUGUCCUUUAUUGUUUCCUUUUACUAUGGGACCAUUACUUGGUACAAUGUCUUCUUGGUGUACAAUGAAGAGAGGACCUUUUGGCACAAGAUCACCUUCUGCCCAUUUCUAAUUAUCUUCUAUCCUAUCUUCAUCAUGGUGGUUUCUUUCUCUCUGGGCAUUUAUACAGCAAUAACUCAAAUCUCCUGGGCCUUUGGAGAUUGGUGGCAUGCGGUGAGGGAUAUGGAGAAAGGAUUUUGUGGCUGGCUCUGCAGCAAGGUGGGCCUGGAAGAUUGCUCUCCGUAUAGCAUUGUUGAGUUGCUAGAUUCAGAUAACAUCUCAGGGAGUCUAUCAGCCAAAGGUUCAGCACAGGGUGAAGAGGUCUCGGCUGUCUGAGUCUUUGUAUUAGGAGAUUGCCUAUUAUGAAUAUACAUAAACUGAUUGUUUGAAGCAUGCACAAAAACUCUGAUGCCAACUCAAGCAUUUGGAAAUAAGACCACACAUUGGUCAUUUAUGUGUAGUAUGUCAACAUGAAAUAUUUGUUUCCAUUUCUGUGGGGAAAAAAUGAUCUUUUCUGUAGAAAGCAGACAUGACCUGGAGAAAGAUUCUAGCCUGGCUGCAUUUUCUAUCCCUUGCUAUUAUUUAACAUGAUGUGGUUUGAUAUAACCUCAGGUGACAAGGAAGAGAUGCAUGUUUGAUGCUUAGAAAAUCUCUCUGCACAUUUAAAAAUUAAGAGCAAUUGAGAAGGCUGGGUUGAAGCCUUUUCUCUGAUCAGCUUGUUUCCUGGGAGCAUAGAUUUUUAUAAGAUCCCAUGUUUAAUUCUAGGCUCCUGCCUAGAGUGAAAUGAUCUACCCAUUUUCUACUAGAUUCAGCAGUCCAUAUGAACCAAGGGAUCAUGAAAAAUCAGUACACUAGAGAAGAAUCUCCUGUUCCUUGAUAGGAUGAAUAUGGUUAAUUGUCUUAUAAGUUUAGCUAGUCUGAUCCGUUUCAGUUGGAUAGUAUUAUGCAGGAUAAUAGAGUUGGGCUGCAGACAUUUGUAUAAUCACUGGAUAGUAGUAAAAGGUUAUAAAAAUAUAUUUCUUUGCUGCCAUCUAGGGAUUUUCUGAUUUUUUUUUGCAGCCCAGAAGUUAUUGUGGUUGCUUAGGUACAAGAAGAGUAGUACAAAGAGAAAACGGAUCCCAAAGUUUGCUAUUUUUUUAAUAAAUCUUUCUGUGGACAUUCUGGUCCAUCUUUCAAAUAAUGGCUGACAAAUGCUGGUGGAUGAAAUGCAUUUAACACGAGAGUGAUUCUGUUAAGUGCAAAAAUCCAUAGCUUGACUCAGAAAUUAGAAUCACAAAUAUGAUUUCAUGAAAGAAGCCAGGAACCUAACAUAUACAAAGAUAUGUGGAAUUUGCUUCCCAUUUUAUCCAGCCUCUUCCAAUUUCAAUAGCCAACUGAAUUUUAAGGCAACUUACUCUUGGUUAUGGGAUAUAAACUGUAACAUCUGAUUUAAUAUGUGAGCAGAAAGCCAAGAUGAAUUUAAAUUAAUUAAUGAAAGCAAUAAUUGAAUCAAGUGAAAUAUCUAGAGGAAAUCAGUGCAAUAUACUUGGGAUGAUACAAUGUCCCAAACUAGAAUCUCCAACAUAUGACAUCUUCAAUGUUGACUUCAGAUGCUCACCAGGUUUUCUGCUCAUAGGAAAUUGUUCAAAUGCUUACUUACUGAAAACAAUGGGCAACUUACUUCCACUGCUUACUGUGAAAAUUCCACCUACCUACCCAAAACAAGCAAACAAAACAAAAAUAAUAAAAAACCACUUGAAAGGGCAGAGAAACAAAAAGUAGUAGGUGGAAUUUUGGUAAAUCAGUGUUUUGUAACUGAUUUUAUCUCCAACGGCGUAUGUGUAAUGGACAAGCCAUUUUCCCAGCCAACAUUUUGUGAGAGAGCCUACCUCUUUUCAAAACCUAAAUGUAUCUACCAGACUUUCCUGCCCCAAAUUAGCAGUCAUGGGAUAGAUCAUGAGUACAUGCCUUGUUGACUGCCUCAACUACAUAACCUAUGGUACUGAUGUCAGAAAUUGCACAACAUAUUCAAUCUAGCCAUUUCUGUGGGGCAAAUACCAUAGAAUGUGGGGCUACCUAUGAUGCAGAAUUUACUUGUGUUAUACAUUUUCUUCUAGUAGUAUAUGCAUUAAUAGCCAUCUUACUUCAGAACAGAUCUGUUAUCUUCUGUGAAGUAAAGAAAGCUGUGACCAA
Molecule: messenger RNA, 3891 nt
Organism: Crotalus tigris (Tiger rattlesnake)
Lineage: Eukaryota; Metazoa; Chordata; Lepidosauria; Squamata; Viperidae
Gene: TMEM169
Product: transmembrane protein 169
Exons: 3
Coding region: 1123-2055 (310 amino acids)
Source: RefSeq, a predicted model, not a curated record